GGUUAUCUCCUUUAGAGAACCGUGAAAGCGGGACUGAGAAUGGAGGAGGGAGUGCAUCACGUAGGAGAGCUGGGAAGACACCAGUGGGGUUAAAAAGAGCCACUACAAAAACAGGAAGCAAGGACUCUGCAGCAUGAAACUCCCCAGUAAAAUUCCUGCUAAAAGGGGCUCCUUCCCUGUUCUUGCUGCUCAUUCGAAGUUUCUUCAGGCCUUCAGCAUCACCUGCAUUGGUUUGAGUUCCCCUGAAUCCCCGAGCUCGAUUACGCUCUUUCUUCAGCAGGGAAUCAUUAGCAGAAUGACAGAAUCAGUGAAAAGCAUUGUACCAGCGUGGUUACAGAAGUAUUUCAAUAAAAGUGAAGAUGAAUGUGUAGAUACAAAUGAAUCUACAAACCAGGAAGAGAAUCCAGUAAACUAUCACCAUGAUUAUGCAAAUGAAGAUACCAUAGUGAUUGAUGGGAGAGUCACGCCUGAAUCAGCAAGAAUUAAUUUAGAAGAACCGUCCACGAGUAGAUCUGCAUUGAACUUUUCGGAUGUGUUAACAAGGCCCUCUCUUCAUCGGAGCCAUUUGAACUGUACCAUGUUGGAUUCCACUGUACCACAUUGUCAGCCCUCUACAUCAUCUUCACUUGGCAUUGGCAGUCCUGGACUGUCUCUUGUCAAAGAAAUAAAAGAUUCUACCUCUCAGCAUGAUGAUGAUAACAUCUCAACAACCAGUGGCUUCUCUUCUAGAGCAUCUGAUAAAGAUAUCACAGUUUCAAAAAAUACUACAGGAGCACUGCUCUGGUCCACAGAGGCUGAAAGAUCUCAUUCCCUCUCACAGCAUCCUGCAGCUAGCUCUAAAAAACCUGCAUUCAAUUUAUCUGCUUUUGGAUCUCCCUCAUCUUCACUUGGAAACACUUCUGUCUUUAAGACAAGCCAGCUGGGGGAUUCUCCAUUUUACCCUGGGAAGACCACUUACGGUGGGGCAGCUGCAGCAGUAAGGGAGACAAAAGCGCGAAUUGCUCCUUAUCAGCCACCAGUAAGAAGACAGAUGAAAGCUAAACAAGCAAAUGUGCAAUCCUAUGGUGUGACAAGUUCCACAGCACGGCGCAUCUUACAGUCACUGGAGAAGAUGUCAAGUCCUUUGGCGGAUGCUAAAAGGAUUCCGUCUCCUGUUUCUAGUCCACUGUCUUCUCCAUUGGACAGAAGUUUGCUGGAUGUUACUAGCUUCCAAUCCAGACGAAAACAGAUGGAAUCACAGCUUCCACCUGUCCAGAAACUCGUGACACCAAAGGUGGUCCCUCUGUCGAGUCGGACCCAGUAUUUUAAACCAUCUCUGAGUCCAGCUACUGAUUCCAGCAAAAUUCACCAGAGGGUAGAUACAAAGCACAAAGGCAUGAGAGAGAAAAGUUUUCCUGCAGAACAACAAGUAAAACCAUCUGAAAGCAAUUUGACCUACCACAAAUUCAGUCCUCCUGCAUCCAAUGGUCAUAUAUCAAAGCCUGGACAACAACAACAGGAAGUGGAGGAACCAGUACUACCAAGAGUACCCCUACCCAUCAGUACUGCAUCGCUGCCUUCAUUCAACUUUAGUUUUCUUGCCAGUAGUACUGUCCCAUCGUCACCAAGCACUGUUUCAACAGCAGUGAUGAACAAGGUACAACCAGCAAGUAGUGUUGGCAGUCCUGUGUUCAGAUUUUCAUCUCCAAUUGUGAAGUCUACUGAGGCAGGAGUGCUACCUCCGUUGUCUCAGAUUGGGUUUACAUUUAGCGUUCCUGUUUUAAAAUCAGCAGUGCAUUCUGGAUCCAGUGAUACGCCAGUGACGUCCUUACUUAAACUAGAUACUGCUGCUGUAAACAGUACCAGCAAUAAGAGGGAAAAAGAAGACGACUACAAUGGCUCCUCCAAACCUAUGAAGAUCUUAAAGGAAGGAAGUGUGUUAGACAUUCUAAAAAGCCCUGGCUUCACAUCUGUGAAAACACAGUCCUCUACAUGUGCACAGCCUGUUACAAGCACAGUGGUCUAUACAAGGCCUGCAAUAAGUAGUUUUUCUGCAAGUAAAGACACCUCUAAACAAGCACCCUCAUUUUGGCAGUCUGACACAUAUGACCCAUGCCUGCAAAACAAAACCACAGAUGGCAAAUGUGUAACAUGUCAAGCUGCUAAAGUGUCAACAGCUGAGAGUACAAAACAGACAAUAAGCUCAAGUCAAUGUGUUGCCUCUAAGGCACCAGUCCCUACAGCAGGGACGUUGGGCUUUGAAGACAAAUUUAAAACAGCACCCAACACAUGGGAUUGUGAUACCUGUCUGGUCCAGAACAAACCGGAAGCUACAAAAUGUGUAGCAUGUGAGACGCCAAAGCCUGGAACAGGAGUAAUGCCUGCUCUGACAUUGCCAGUGGUCGCAGACAACUCGGUGACAGUGACAUCCUCUUCCAGCAGCGCUGACACAACAGUCACUCUGGGGUUUGGAGACAAAUUUAAGCAGCCAAAAGGCUCUUGGGACUGUACCGUGUGCCUUGUAUCAAAUAAGGCAGAAGACAGCAAAUGUGUAGCUUGUCAGUCUGAGAAACCAGGGGGUUCAGUGCCUGUGACCAGUAGCAGUGUUUCUGCAUUUUCUGCUUCUUCUGGGGGAUUUCUGGAUUUAGACAAAUUCAAGAAGCCCGAAGGAAGCUGGGAUUGUGAGGUCUGCUUAGUCCAAAACAAAGCAGAAGCCACAAAAUGUAUAGCCUGUGAAAGUGCAAAGCCAGGCACCAAAGCAGAGCUCAAAGGUUUGGGGACUGCUACUGUGUCCACAAAUGCUGCAAUGCCAUCAUUUACAUUCGGUGUCCAGUCAUCCUCCUCUGAAUCUUCUCAUACUUUAGGUAGCACAGGGAAUUUUAAAUUUGGUGAACAGGGGAGCUUCAAGUUUGGCAUUGCAUCUGAAUCUGCAUCCUCCAACACUGUGACUGGGGGAUUUAAGUUUCCAGGGGACUUUAAAUUCGGAGUUUCUUCCUCAGAGUCUAAAUCAGAAGACAGUAAAACAGAAGGUAAAAGUAACAAUUUUACCUUUGGACUUCCAUCUACGAGCCAGGCUCCUUCAACGUUUCAGUUUGGGACAGCGAGCCUGGGACAGCAGGAAAAGAAAGAGGAACCAGUUUUGGGAAGCUUUGGUUUUGGCACAAGUUCUACUUCUUCCAUAGCUACCAGUGAGAAUAAAAGCGGAGGCAGUGGCUUCACUUUUGGAACUGUGGCAGAAAAGGAGGUAGCAUCAUCUGCUCUUGCAUUUAAGAAAUCAGAUGAGAAAAACGAUGAAACCCUUUCAACAAAGGGAGGCUUCUCUUUUGGCAGUGUGGAGUCUGCACCUGCCUCACAGUUUGUUUUGGGAAGGACAGAAGAGAAACAAGACUCUGCCACUUCUGCUGCCCCAUUAGCCUUUGGAAAGAAAGCUGACAAUGAGGAGUUAAAGGCACAACCUAUCUUUUCAGCUGGGACGGCUGAGCAUACCAAAGAGGAGAGCACAGCAAAACCCAUGUUCAAUUUUAGCUUCGUUAAACCAUCAGAGAAGGAAAGUGAGCAGGCAAAGCCCUCUUUUGCCUUUGGGACACAAACCAGUACUUCAGAUCAAGGAGCAGUGAAGCCAUCCUUCAGCUUCUUGAGCUCAAGUUCCUCCAGCACAGUCGUACCCACCACUUCAGCCAACAGCAGCAGUGUGUUUGGCAGCACCAUCUCUUCCUCAAAUCCUCAGCCCGUUCCCACUCCCUUCGUGUUUGGACAACCCAGCAACACUGUGAGCAGCUCUGUUUUUGGCAGUUCUGCAGAAUCUGCAGCAUCUCAGUCAUUUGGCUUCUCUCAAGAAAACAAACCAGCAACCACAACUUCCAGCACCGGCACGGCUCUUGCAUCAUUUCUCUUUGGUUCAGGAGCCAGCAGCACCAAUGCAGCAAAUUCAGGCUUUAACUUUGGAGCCACGACCACGUCAAGUUCAACAGGGUUGUCCUCUUCGUUUCUGUUUGGCUCUGGGCCUCCAGCGCCUGCUGCCGGCCCAGCAUUUGGCACCAGCCAGCCACCAGCAUUUGGCCAGAGCCAAGGGUCCAGCCAGCCAAGCGCUCCAAGUUUUGGAUCGCUGUCGACGACGCUGUUUUCAGCUGGCACUCAGCCUGCUCCUCCUGCCUUCGGCUCGGUGACGAGCAGCACUCAGCCCUCCGUGUUCGGACAGCAAGCGACCCAACAGCCAGGGUUUGGCUCCGGUACCCCCAGUGCUGGUUCUUUGUUCCAGUUCAGCAGUAAUACUUCUAGUUUCAACUUUGCAAGUAACCCCAGAGUGUUUACUUUUGGUGCUGCAAAUCCUCCCGCACCAGCAGCACCGGCACAGCCCUCUGGCUCUUCAGGAUUUUCAUUCAGCCAGCCUCCGGCAUUCACAGUGGGCCCAGUUGUCAGAAAUACGGCGCAUCAACGUAUGUCAGAUUGUCUUCUGCCUGAAAGGACUAACGGGAAGAACGUUUUCUCUGCCUCUGGAUCUUCAGUUUCUGGGCGGAAGAUAAAGACUGCAGUUAGACGUAGAAAAUAAUUGCCUGAUUGGUGAAGCAACUUUUGGAGCAGCUACUACCCCGCAUUGUUCAGUUGUUGGGAUCGUACCUCAUGCUGGGUUAGCUGAAGUCACAUCUGCCUAAAGGAAUAUAAACCCCUUUCCACCCACCCCCCCCCUCCCUCUCUUUCCUGUUAGAUUUUUUUUUUUUUUUUGGUAAUAAAUAGCGUUGGCAAGAGGGCCGUUCUCAAGCAAAACUAUUUUAGACUCCAGCAAGUUACUUCUGUCACUGACUCGGCACGGUCUGGCUGUCGCCGCGAGUAGAGCCUGCAGAGUGAAUGGCUUGUACAAUACCUCUUCAUCUGCACCACUAUGUGCGCUCAUCUGCGUUCACUGACGCCUCGGAAGUGUAAUUAUAUCGGCGAGGGAUGCUGUAUAGAGUAGAGAGUGUUGGUAACGAAUGAGUUCUAUGCUGAGUUUGUGCUGGUGUAUGUGUGAAGUGAGUGAGUUUGGGUGUAUCGUGCACUAAAAUUUUCUGAUAGAGGAAGACUGAUUACAGGAUGAUCCAUGCUAAGGACUUGUUAGAUCUGUAGUUCUUCAUUUAAUAAUGAUAUGCUAUUUCUAUAUUUUCAUUCUUACAGCCCCUUAUCACGUGUCUCGCCUUUGUUAUUUUAUUAUGAAAUGUGUAAAUACAAUUUUGUUUCUCUAUGUACUUUUUUGGCAUAACAAAUCUGUGAAAUUGAAAUUUUAAUUUUGUGUGUUGCGGCCAUUUUUGUUUAGUAUUGUCUCAGAUUUUAUGUAAAUCCCAUUAUUCAAAGUUGCCUAAAUCCAUUUAGAAAAUCUUUAAAAAUUGGGAAUUCUUAAAGUAAGUUUAUUGGCUUUUCUGAUCCAUUUUUGUUUGGACCAAAAACCAGUAUUGUACAAAGUAUUAAGUAUAUAUUUUUAUAUUUACUGAAAUGGACUGUGGUGACUUUGGAUAAUAAGGAAAAGUUUAAUAUUAAAGCCAUGUUUAUUACAGUAUAAUUAACAUGUUAAACCAUGGGAUAAAUGCCAUCAAUAAAAACUAUGAACUAUUGCCUGGCAGUUUUAACUCUUCCAGGAAGGCAGCUGCUGCUGCAACCAGGCAAGCUGAUGCCCUCAGCCUGAGUGGUGAUGGCGCUUGCUUUCUCCAACCACUGCUUUUUAACAGUGCCACCCAUGCUGAUUUUAGAGGAUCUUAAAUUAGUGAGAGGUUCCCUGAGAGAAUGGGAGAGCUUUAUUGUAGGCUUAACCUUGGAGCCAUACAUCAGUGCGUCAGCUGUCUGGCUGCAAUGGUUGCAGUUAAUUUUUAUGGAGCGUUAAAAAAAAAAAACCAAAACAAAGCCAAUGUUAAAAACAUUCACUGCCAUCCUAACUGGAGAGGAAAAAAGUAUGCUUGACUGUAAAUGAGUAAUUUAGGGGUUUUUUUUUCCACUUCUGUAGCAGUUGGAGGAGCUUCUUAGAGAACAGACGUUAUUCUAGUAAAAUGUGAGGAAAUACUCUUCUUUGUUUGGGAACCACAGCUGAACUUUUACUCCAGCCACAGCAGCCAGUUUCUGGUUGAGAUCCGAGUGCUUGCUACAGCUAGAACUGGAAAGAUGCCCAGAAGUUGCCUAAGGUUUAACACCCCAGUGCUGCUCAGUGCUGGCUGGUAUGACUACAGGUGCCAGGAUUAGGAAAUGAGAUGCUUUUCGAACCACAACCUAGACCUGACAGGAGGACAAAGGCCAACUUUUGAUUUUGUGGCAGUCUUACAUUCACUGUUUCUAUAAAUAGAAGACCAUCCCGCAAACAGCCUUUCAGACCACACACCUAAAAUUACAGACAGUCGCAGCUUGUCGCUGCGGAGGGAUUACGUGCAAUUACCUGCUUCCAGGUGUCUAAAUCUGAAAAAUGCUACAACUGAACUUUCCUGAGCUCUAUCACCUGCCAAGUACUCAUCCUACAAACAGAAAAAAAAUCUGCAUUUUCAAUGCAGCCUGCAUAAGAGACAAACUAAAAGCUAGUGGUUACAGCAGCAGUAGGUAGGCAUAUUUCCACAGACAAGCUCCGUGUCCUUGAACAGUACAUUUUUUUUCUUUACCUGCUGUGGAAGGGGUCGUAUUUUUCUACAGGGUAAGAGAUGACACUUUCUCUUAUACCUGAAUCGGUAGCAAGAAAGUUUUAGCCAAUGGUGUUGCUUUUCCCUUCUUCCCACCCCCCUCCCCAAAAUCUUGAAUCCUAGUUUCUAGGUCACUGCUACAGUAAAUAGAACGAAAGUUCUUUCUGUAUUCGUACUGAAAUUGUAAAUAGGCAACACCCUAGAAGGGACUCCAGUUAGUUCUGACAGCUUUAGCUCCCCUCAGGCCAAUUGCCAGGCCUGAACUGUUAACUUCAACGCUUCAGUCCACAGUUAAGCAAUAACCCCUCAAGUUCUGCUUCAGCUAAACGUCUUCAAGCAGGCUAAUGACUGCAGAAGGGUGCUUUAUUCAGACCUCCCAAAACAUCAUCAUUGCAAAUGGAUAUGAGAACGCAAACACAGAACAUUCUUUGGUUUAUUAACACAAUGCCGCUUGGCCAACUAAAAUACUGCAGAAUAUUAACACUGAGCUGAUUAAUUGAUUUCAGCUGAAGGCAAGAGAGAACACCAAGCUCUCGACCUGUUCUGUUGCCAACCUCCAGACCUGAGGCAGAGCAGGAACUUCAUAGAAUCAUAGAAUCGCUUUGGUUGGAAAAGACCUUUGAGACCAUCGAG
This is a messenger RNA of Egretta garzetta (little egret), 7238 nucleotides long. RefSeq names its product nucleoporin 153 (gene NUP153). Gene Ontology annotation, biological process: protein import into nucleus; RNA export from nucleus. Gene Ontology annotation, cellular component: nuclear pore. Gene Ontology annotation, molecular function: structural constituent of nuclear pore. The coding region runs from base 134 to 4528 and encodes 1464 amino acids. The record is from RefSeq and is a predicted model, not a curated record. The transcript has 23 exons. NCBI's taxonomy places the organism in Eukaryota, Metazoa, Chordata, Aves, Pelecaniformes, Ardeidae.